CGUAAUUUGGGAGCAACACGAUAAAUUUAAAACGAUAUAGAAGCAGAAAAUCAGCAAUUUCUCUUAAAUUAGAACGAGUAAUGGGCAUUUUAGACGAACUCCGAGCAGCCGCCGGCAAACUUUGGAACCGGAGAAUUCAGAAGAAAGCGUCAAACGCAUACGCCGUAGAAGUUCGGUACGGUGCCGCCGGUAUUACACCGGCCGUUUCCAAAAUCGGUAGUCCGGUCAAGAAUGAAGGCUCUCAGAGAACCGAUGAGUAUGUUUUUUACCCUGACGGCCGGGAAAAGAUCGGUCGGUUUCUCUCGAAGCUCAGCAAAUUUGCUCUUGUCUCUGCCGUAGACGAAUCUCUUAAAACCGUUGCCGGUGGAAGUAAAAUUACGAAGGAGGGAUUAAAGGACCAAUCACCGUCACAUCCUUCCAGUAGAGUUGAGAAACAAGAUGUUACUGCUGUAAUGGAGGAGAUGCAAGCAAAGAUGGAGAAACUUCAGGAUGACAUGAAUAACACGAAGCAGCAAAAUGAGGUAUCAACUAAAUGCAUCACGGGGUUGGAUUCCUUUGAGUUCUCUGAUGAGCCUAUUAAGAGUUCGACACCUUCAAAAUCUAAUAGAAAAAAAGUUUUCUUUCGCUCUCGGCUGUAAAAAAAACAGGAAAUCUUGCUGCUGUUGUAACUAUUUUUUUUCUUUUUGGCUUUCAAGCCAAUCUAGUUGUAUAGUACAUAAAAUAAUUGUUGAAUGCAAUAUGCUGGACCCAUGUUUCUUGACUUAUGGAUUGAUCAAUCAAACAUGUUUUUUAUGUUUUG
This is a messenger RNA of Solanum stenotomum, 799 nucleotides long. RefSeq lists its product as uncharacterized. The record is from RefSeq and is a predicted model, not a curated record. The coding region runs from base 81 to 638 and encodes 185 amino acids. The transcript is spliced from 2 exons. NCBI's taxonomy places the organism in Eukaryota, Viridiplantae, Streptophyta, Magnoliopsida, Solanales, Solanaceae.